Messenger RNA from Malania oleifera, 788 nucleotides. Its product is annotated as B-box domain protein 30-like. The record is from RefSeq and is a predicted model, not a curated record. The coding region runs from base 137 to 571 and encodes 144 amino acids. Gene Ontology annotation, molecular function: zinc ion binding. The transcript has a single exon. Lineage: Eukaryota; Viridiplantae; Streptophyta; Magnoliopsida; Santalales; Ximeniaceae.
CCUGCGAUGGCAUUCCUGUCAAUAUACUGAAGGUUUAGGGCAUUUAAGCUCCAUAAACUGCAUGUGGAAGAUUACAUUCAUGCCAAUAUAUAUAGGUGCAUAGCUAUUUUCAUCCAGCUUCCUAAGCUUCUACAAGAUGUGCAGAGGAAGAGAAGAGGAAGGAAGGCAGCAGAGGGAAUUUGGCCAGUCUGAGAUCCCUCCAUCUGCAAGGGAGGCUGAGGCUGAGGCUGUUUCAGCUCAUGAUGGUUUCACCAACUUCGUGGGCUGUGAGCUUUGCCGUUCCCAAGCUUCGCUAUACUGUGAAGCUGAUGAUGCAUUUCUGUGCAGAAAAUGCGACAAAUCGGUGCAUGGUGCCAAUUUCCUAGCCCUCAGACAUGUCAGGUGUUUCCUCUGCACCACAUGCCAAAAUCUCACACACCACUAUCUCAUAGGAACUUCAGCUGAGGUGGGUCUUCGUACACUGCUGAGUUGGGUUCACAGAACAACCCAGAAGUGUAAUAAUAAUUCAAACCUUAAGAAGAAGAGGAAGCGUUCAAGAGUGCUGAAGAAAAGGCCUUUCCUGUUCCCUUGAGUGGCUUUGAUGAUCAGAGGCCUUUCAUCUUUUCUUUUGUAUCUCUGUAGUCUCUAAUUCUAUUCUCCUUAUUAUAUUUGUAUUGAUUUUUCUUUCUUCACAUCAUUUAUGAUUCUGGGACUAAUGUCAAGUUGGCUCUUAGUUACUUAGAUGUUAGCAGGGAUAUAUGUGAUUUCUGAGAAAGGCAGAGUAAUUUCAAACUAGACUUUGUUUUUCA